This is a messenger RNA of Vanessa tameamea, 520 nucleotides long. RefSeq names its product pupal cuticle protein C1B-like. The transcript has 2 exons. Bases 147 to 458 code for a protein of 103 amino acids. NCBI's taxonomy places the organism in Eukaryota, Metazoa, Arthropoda, Insecta, Lepidoptera, Nymphalidae. The record is from RefSeq and is a predicted model, not a curated record.
GGUAGUCGCUCGACGUUAGCAAACCAUCCAAAUCAUGUCGAGAAUAAUAUCUUCCCCCUAAAGUAUUUAAACUGGAGAGAUUGCUUUUCCAACAUCAUUCACAUCUCUUUCCUUGCCGAGAACAAACCAAAACAAAAACUUUAAAAAUGUUCAAACAGGUGAUCUUCGCUGCUCUCCUUGCCGUCGUGGCUGCUAAGCCCGGCAUCCAUUCUGUAGCCUACCCUGCACCAUAUGUCGCCGCUGCUUACACCGCUCCUGUGGCUGCAGCUUACACUGCCCCUGUGGCUGCAGCUUACACCGCUCCUGUGGCUGCAGCUUACACUGCUCCGGUUGCCGCAGCGUACGCACCCUAUGCCGCAGCAUACACCGCUCCCGUCGCAGCAGCGUACACAGCUCCAGUAGCGUACUCUUCACCUCUUGUGGCUGCAGCGUACAAAGCUCCCGUCUUCUUCAAAUAAAAUGAAUAAUUGAUGCAAUUUUGUUAAAGUAUAUAAAUAAACGAUUGUGAUAUGUAUAAUAA